UAUUGAGUAUUUGUUCAUGGUCCGUGCUAUUCCCCUGUGCUCUUUAUGAACCACCCUAUUGCAGCUCGGUAUUUUCUUGCUCUGGAUAGCGUUUGAAGUUUAAAAGUUCGAAAUUUUCUAACCACGCAUUUGUUUACCCAUUACACUUUGUUUGCUUAUAUAGGCUAAAAGUUUGGGCUGCUCUUUCGUUUUGUGUUGCAGUUCUGUAGCCUAUUUAACAUCGAUAUUCCCAUCAGCUGCUACAGGCUAUUCAGAAGUUGUGGUUACUGUUGCCUGCGUUUCUCCGGCCCAUUGUGAGAGGAGCCCCCUCGGUCCCUCUCUUCUCUCGCUCUGAGCUCAGCCGGUCAGGCCGGUGGACUGCAGAUGACUCACGCCCCAGAGCGGCACAUCAGCGUGCUGCACAUCAGCGAGCUGCAUGGAAGCUCGAUAAUAUCGGGGGAAUACCGCGACCAGAGACCCGACUGUCAGACUAGCCUCCUGCCUUUCCUGGGGCGCACAUUCAUCACUCGGGCGGAUAGAUAUGUUUGUUGUAAUGUGCACGUGUGCUUUUGGCGAAGACAUGGUUGCGCAGAUGGAGGAGAUUGGCGGAUUAGAGCGAGUGGAAGAUGGUCUCCGGCGAGCUGUGCCUGGCAGCGGACAACGACUUUUUGGCAAAUAAUAUGAAGGAGAUGAUUGGAGGUUGCUGCGUGUGCUCAGACGAGAGAGGCUGGGCAGAAAACCCUCUCGUCUACUGUGACGGUCACGGCUGCAAUGUUGCAGUCCAUCAAGCGUGCUAUGGCAUCGUGCAGGUGCCUACUGGACCCUGGUUCUGCAGGAAGUGUGAAUCUCAGGAGAGAGCAGCCAGAGUGAGGUGUGAGCUUUGCCCCCACAAAGACGGAGCCCUCAAGAGGACCGAUAACGGAGGUUGGGCCCAUGUGGUGUGUGCCCUCUACAUCCCAGAAGUGGAGUUUGCUAAUGUCUCCACCAUGGAACCCAUCGUUCUGCAGUCUGUACCCCACGAUCGCUACAACAAGAAGUGUUAUAUCUGUGAGGACCAGGGCAGAGAGAGUAAAGCUGCCACCGGAGCCUGCAUGACCUGUAACAAACAUGGCUGCCGACAAGCCUUCCAUGUCACAUGUGCCCAGUUUGCUGGGUUGUUGUGUGAGGAGCAGGGGUCGGACGCAGACAACGUCAAGUACUGUGGCUACUGCAAGUACCACUACAGCAAACUGCGAAGGAGCAGGGCCCGAGGUAGUAGGGCUCAGAGCCUUAGUGACUCUUCCUCUCAGUGUUCGGAUAAACUCCUUGACCACCAAGACAAGAAACACAAAGAGAGGGAGAGACACAAACCCAAACACAAGAAGACUCUAGAGCUCUCCCCUUCCCUCGCUUCAACUCUCAUGCUUGCCUCAGACAAGAGUUACAACAGCAGCAGUGGUGGGGGAGUCUCCUCUAUGCCCGCCUCCUCUCAAAAGCGAUUGGAUGACAGCGCUGCCCGUUUCACCACCGCCAACUUCCAGGAAGUGCCAGUGCACUCCGGGGGUUUAAAGGACAGCCCCCCCACAGGGUCAGAAGGCAAACCGGGGUCGGAGGUCAAACAGGGCAAGAAGUGCAUUAGCCAAGGGAUUGGUGUUCAGCGCGGACGCAAGUCCCUCACACCUGGGAAGCCCCUCCCCUCUGCUGUGGUCACUACGGCAACCUCCUCCACUGCCGCCUCCUCCACUGGAACCUUUCAUCAAGCUCUCCUGCUGUCCAAUAAGACGUCUUCCACCUUGACUCCUCCCACAUCUGACUUCCUGGGCUUCUCUGAUCCGUCGCUACGCUCCGGAGGUGGGGACUCCUUUUCUUCGCCCUCGUUUAGCCGUUGCCUAGUGAAGCCCAGUGAGGUCACGGCCUCGGAGGGCAUGGCUUCGCUCAGCACCUUCGGAUCAAUGAUGUCACUUCCUGGUGGCGUAGCUGGCGGUAAACUGUACGAGAACUCUCACAGCGAGCCGACGGGGAACGUUGCUUCCACAGCCGGCUACAAACGCCCCUCAUCAUCCUCCUCUUCCUCUGCUGGCUCCUCCUCUGGGCCAAGUAUGGGGGAAGGAGGAGAAGAAGGGGUGAAGAAGAAGAGAGGAAACUGGAGGAACCGAUACGGACCCUGCUUCAGUGUUCCGGACGGCAAGGCUACAGAUGGACCUGAGCACCACACAGCACCGCUACCUCUCCCCUCCUCUUCUCUCUGCUCCACCUCAUCCGCCUCGCCGUCCCCCUCCUCUACCAGCGCUCUGCCAGGCCGGUCCGGUGGAGGAGAGAGAGUAGGAGAGAGAGGAGGUCUGCUGGGUGUUGGUGUUAGUGUUGGGAUCCAGAAGUCUCCUUCCCUACUGAGGAACGGCAGUCUGCCAUGUCACGGAGUCACCUCUACUCCCUCUGGCACCGGUGCGUUCUCCAGUUGUGACGUGUCGUCAGGGGUGGGACCUGCUCCCAUGAGUGGAGCUAACUCUGAGUUGCAACAGCCGAUGGCCUCCCUAGCUCCUCCCAGUCCCUUCACUACCACAGCCCCCAUGAUCAACACGGUCUCCCCCCAUGUGAGUGGGUUACCAGGUCCAGUGUUCAACAUGGCUCCCUCCCACAUGUUUGGAAACCGACUCAACCCUAACUCCGCCAUGGCUGCCCUCAUCGCACAGUCUCAAGCUUCCCCCGCAGAUCAGGAGGGAGGAGAUGGGAACAGCAUUGGAGCUCCAGGCUUCUCCAGACGAGCCUCUCCCAAGACCACCCUCUGUCCGCGUUCUCCUCUAGGUGGGCUGCAGAUCCGGUAUGACCCAGCAGGGUCGUUGGGGUCAGGUUUGGGGGGGCUAGGGUCAGGUCAGGGAGGUGGAGACACAGCACCCCCGGUGGCCACCUCUAUAGAACAGCUGCUGGAGAGACAGUGGAGUGAUGGACAACAGUUCCUACUGCAGCAGGGAGCACAGGGAGAUGUGUUGGGGAUGUUGAAGUCCCUCCACCAGCUGCAGCAGGAGAACAGGCGUCUAGAGGACCAGAUUAAAACUCUGACCAUGAAGAAAGAGCGACUGCAGCUCCUGUCAGCUCAGCUGUCUGUGCCUUUCACCCCUACUACUGCUGCCCAAGAUGUGAAGAGUGAUUCCUCUCUACCCAUACCUGCUCAGGUAAGGCAGUUGAAGCUCCAGCACAUAGAUAGCGUGUCAUGUGGUCGUAGUAGUGGUGGAUCUACCUCUUCUCUGUCCACCCCCCCCUCCGUCUCUCACAGCCCCCCCCAGCUGCCUCAGCUCAAUGGGGUUGCCAUGGGAACCAUGAUGCUGGGAGGUGGAGCGGGGCCAGGGAUGGGUGGGGUAGUGGGGGUUCUGAACGGAGUCAUACAGACCACCUCCAGCCCUCACACAUACACACAUACCUCUGCACCGGGCACCAGCGCCGCUCUGCCCAUCUCCUGCUCCAUUAACAACAGGUUGGGUACCUUGUCUGAACAGCAGAGGCUCUUACUGCACCAGCACCAACUACAGCAGCUACUGUCUUCACAGCCCUCUGCGGAACAGCAGCAGGUGUUGUUGUACCAGUUGAUGCAGCAACAACAGGACCUCCACCAACUUCAAUCUCUCUCCACCUCCUCCCAGCUUCCCUCCAUCCCUCUCUCUUCCGCUCAGCUGCCCAUCACCUCCCUCCUUUCCUCCUCCCACGUCCACGGCCAGGGCACCAUCACCGCCAACCCCUUCCUGGCACUGCACACACAUUCACACCCCGAUACACACGCCACUGCACAGAAACCCCGGCUGGCUGAAAAGGCUGUGGGCCUCACUGGACAGGAGAAGACCUGACCCACAAAACAGCUCUCUCGCUUUUUCUGUCGCGCAUUCUCUUUUUCUCUCUCUCCUCUAUCCAGCUCUCUCUCUAUCAAUCUCUCUCUCUAUCUCUCAGGGGUCUCCACCAUCAUAUGAACUCUGAUCAGUGCUGUGCUUUCAGCACACAAGCUAGCUCACAUAAACCUACAAUUAUUACAAACUACAAAAAUAUCAGGACACUAACACAGCUGACUGAUGACUCAUAGCUCUGCUGGAGAGAUGAGGUCUGGGAACUAUGACAUUGUACAGUUUUAGGAGAGGGAGGAGUCCUGCACUGGACAUGUAACUGCUGUUACCUCUGUCUGUCUGAGCAUAAGACCUAGCCAGCAUAAGACCACUCUCUAAUGUAAGACUGACUGACCGCUCAGCUAUGGAAGCCUUGCUAUGACUGUCUCUUUCUGCUCUACCUACUUCACACACCAGCCUAUCAGGGCCCACAACCUUCAGCAUCGGCCAAUAGGAAUCCACAACAGUCAGGAAUGGCAAGUCAGGGUCCAUUCCCCAAGUGCCUAAGGCUGAGGGGGCGGGUUACUCAUGCUACUCAACCUGUCAGUCAUCCAUUUUCACCAUAUUAUUGGCUGUCAAGCUGCGUUGACUAGGCAAAAGAUCAAGCAACACAUUCUGAAAAGCUGGAAACCAGGAAAUGUAUUUUGAUGGGUUCACAAAAUACCGAAACCAACUUUAUGAAUUCUGUUUUUAUUUAUUUAGCAUUUCUUUAUGUAAUAAUGGGUGCAGGAUGCUAUAUUUUAAAAGUACCCACUGUUCAAGAAUUUGUUUUAUACUGCUGUUAAGUUUUUCACACAUCUUGCUGUAAACAUUUUUGAUGGGAAAAAAAGUUGUGUAUUGAGAAAGAUUGAACUACUGGCGAAUGGAGGUGGUUUGUGAUGGUGUACAUAGCUGUUAUUGUCAGAAGAGGUGUGGGUUCAAUGCCACAGUUUUGACUUUGUUUGUGUAAAUAAAUAUAUAUUUUUCAUUGGCUGUGGGGUGUAAAUAAGUGAUUGUGAUUGGCCGUGUUGGUGUAAAGGAUAGCCAAUGAAGCCUAAUUUUGUGUGUGUAAAUCUUAGGACCAGACUACAGGCGAUGGUGACUGGACACAAAGUAUUAAUUUAUUUUUAUAUGUGCAGGGACAUUGUUUUGUUUUUAAAAUUUGUUUUGCACCGUCAUUUUAUACUCCACCUCUGGGCACCACGUUUCCAUCUGUGUUCACUUUUGUUUAGAUCAAUUUUGUACAACUGAAAAAUCAUAACCUCAAAUGUUUGUAUUUCCAAACACCAAAAUAAUUCAAUGUUCUGGAUAAAUAAAGAGACCGACUGAUGGUAAAAAGAGGAGGAGUCAGCGUAGCCAGUGGGACAACGUUAUUGGAGUGGGAAGAUGGUUAAAGCUUGAUUAACAGCUCUGUUUAAGUGCUUUUUGUCAACAGCAUUUUUACACUUUGGUUGAAUAAAGAACAGAUCUACCUCCUCUAA
This is a messenger RNA of Salmo salar (Atlantic salmon), 5284 nucleotides long. RefSeq names its product MLLT10 histone lysine methyltransferase DOT1L cofactor (gene mllt10). Gene Ontology annotation, biological process: regulation of transcription by RNA polymerase II. NCBI's taxonomy places the organism in Eukaryota, Metazoa, Chordata, Actinopteri, Salmoniformes, Salmonidae. Gene Ontology annotation, cellular component: nucleus. The record is from RefSeq and is a predicted model, not a curated record. Gene Ontology annotation, molecular function: histone binding; nucleosome binding.